Messenger RNA from Trichechus manatus latirostris (Florida manatee), 5034 nucleotides. RefSeq names its product ATP binding cassette subfamily C member 3 (gene ABCC3). Gene Ontology annotation, biological process: transmembrane transport. The transcript has 32 exons. The record is from RefSeq and is a predicted model, not a curated record. Gene Ontology annotation, cellular component: membrane. Gene Ontology annotation, molecular function: ABC-type transporter activity; ATP hydrolysis activity; ATP binding. The coding region runs from base 1 to 4881 and encodes 1626 amino acids. Lineage: Eukaryota; Metazoa; Chordata; Mammalia; Sirenia; Trichechidae.
AUGCCUGCCGCUGAGCAGCCAAGGAAGGAAACACCUUCUCCUGAGAACAAGUGCCAGAGAAGGGAUCACCAGGAUGAACUUGGGCAGAUCCUGCAGGUGGAGACGAGUUACAUGGAGGUGCUGUCGCAACUCGCCGUGACCGUCACUGGAGAGCUGGACCCAGAGGGCCCGGGGGCGGGGGUGGAGGAUGAGGAGCGGGCCGGGGCGGAGCACAGGGCGGAGGCAGCUCCCGGCGCUUGGGGCUGCCGGGCCGGACUAAGUCCACGCUCGACAGCCUCACUGCCGCUCCUCGGCCCCAUGGACGCCCUGUGCGGCUCCGGGGAGCUGGGCUCCAAGUUCUGGGACUCCAACCUGUCGUUGCACACAGACAACCCCGACCUCACGCCCUGCUUCCAGAACUCUCUGCUGGCCUGGGCCCCCUGCAUCUACCUGUGGGCCGCCCUGCCCUUCUACCUUCUCUACCUGCGGAACCACCAUCGAGGCUACAUCGUCCUCUCCCACCUCUCCAGACUCAAGACGGCCCUGGGCAUCCUGCUGUGGUGUGUCUCCUGGGCUGACCUCUUCUACUCCUUCCAUGGCCUGGUCCACGGCUGGGCCCCUGCCCCCAUCUUCUUUGUCACGCCCCUGGUGGUGGGGAUCACCAUGCUGGUGGCCACCCUGCUGAUCCAGCAUGAGCGGCUGCGGGGAGUACAGUCCUCUGGAGUCCUCAUCACCUUCUGGUUCCUGUGCGUGCUCUGCGCCAUCAUCCCCUUCCGCUCCAAGAUCCUUUUGGCCAUGUCAGAGGGCAGGAUCUCUGACCCCUUCCUCUUCACCACCUUCUACAUCUACUUUGCCUUGGUACUUUCUGCCCUCAUCCUGUCCUGCUUCAGAGAGAAGCCGCCAUUUUUCUCCCCAAAGAACCUCGACCCUAACCUCUGCCCAGAGGCCAACGCCGGCUUCCUCUCCCGCCUGUCUUUCUGGUGGUUCACAAAGAUGGCCAUCCUUGGCUACCGCCGCCCCCUGGAAGAGCAGGACCUCUGGUCCCUGAAUGAGGAGGACAGCUCCCAGAUGGUGGUGCAGCGGCUGCUGGAGGCGUGGAAGAAGCAGCAAAAGCAGGCGGCGCGACACAAGACCGCGGCGGCAUUCAAGAAGAAAGUCUCCAGCGAGGACGAGGUGCUGCUCGGGGCUCAGGCCCGGCCCCGGGAGCCCUCCUUCCUAAAGGCCAUGGUGAUCACCUUUGGCCCCACCUUCCUCAUCAGCUGCUUCUUCAAUCUGAUCUAUGACCUGCUGUCCUUCGUCAACCCACAGCUGCUCAGCAUCCUGAUCAAGUUUAUUUCGAACCCCUCGGCCCCCACCUGGUGGGGCUUCGUGGUAGCAGGGCUGAUGUUUGUGUGCUCCGUGAUGCAGACGGUGAUCCUGAACCAAUAUUACCACUACAUCUUUGUGAUUGCAUUGAGGUUGCGAACAGCGAUCAUAGGUGCCAUCUACAGGAAGACUCUGGCCAUUAGCAAUUCAGUCAAGCGUGAGUACACUGUGGGAGAAAUUGUCAACCUCAUGUCAGUGGAUGCCCAGCGCUUCAUGGAUGUUGCCCCCUUCCUCAACCUGUUAUGGGCAGCACCCCUGCAGAUCACCCUGGCAAUCUACUUCCUCUGGCAGAACCUGGGUCCUUCCGCCCUGGCUGGAGUCGUUCUGUUGGUCUUGCUGAUUCCACUCAAUGGAGCUGUGGCCAUGAAAAUCCGGGCCUACCAGGUGGAGCAAAUGAAGCUCAAGGACUCACGCAUCAAGCUGAUGAGUGAGAUCCUGGCUGGCAUCAAGGUGCUGAAGCUGUAUGCCUGGGAGCCCAGCUUCUCUGAGCGGGUGGAGGGCAUCCGACAGGGUGAGCUCCGGUUGCUGUGCAAGUCUACCUACCUGCAUGCCAUAUCUACCUUCAUCUGGAUCUGCACCCCCUUCCUGGUAACCAUGGUCACCAUUGGGGUAUACGUCUCUGUGGACCAGAAAAACGUGCUGGAUGCCGAGAAAGCCUUUGUUUCCUUGACCCUGUUCAAUAUCUUAAAGUUGCCCCUCAACCUUCUGCCCCAGCUCAUCAGUGGCAUGACCCAGACCAGCGUGUCUCUGAAACGGAUCCAGCAUUUCCUGAUCCAAGAUGAACUUGACACCAAGUGUGUGGAAAGAAAGACCAUCCCUCCAGGCUAUGCCAUCACCAUAGACAAUGGUACCUUCACCUGGGCCCAGGACCUGCCCCCCACCCUGCACAGCCUGGACAUCCAGGUGCCAAAAGGGGCACUGGUGGCCGUGGUGGGGCCUGUGGGCUGUGGGAAGUCCUCCCUGGUGUCUGCCCUGCUGGGGGAAAUGGAGAAGCUGGAAGGCAAGGUGUAUGUGAAGGGUUCCGUGGCCUACGUGCCCCAGCAGGCAUGGAUCCAGAAUGCCACUCUUCAAGAAAAUGUGCUGUUUGGCCGAGCCCUGGACCCCAAGCAUUACCAACGGACUCUAGAGGCCUGUGCCCUGCUGGCCGACCUGGAGAUGCUGCCCAGCGGGGACCAGACAGAGAUUGGAGAGAAGGGCAUUAACCUGUCCGGGGGCCAGCGGCAGCGGGUCAGUCUGGCCCGAGCUGUUUACAGUGAUGCUGACAUUUUUUUGCUGGAUGACCCCUUGUCAGCUGUGGACUCCCACGUGGCCAGGCAUAUCUUUGACCAAGUCAUCGGGCCAGAGGGUGUGCUGGCCCACAAGACGCGGGUGCUGGUGACACAUGGAAUCAGCUUCCUGCCCCAGAUGGACUUUGUCAUAGUACUAGCUGAUGGGCAGGUGUCUGAGGCCGGUUCCUACCCGGCCCUGCUGCAACGCAAUGGCUCCUUUGCUGAGUUCAUCCACAACUAUGCACCCGACAAGGACGAGAGGCACCCGGACAGCAAGAUCGUCUUGGAGAAUGCAGAGGAUGAAGAGGUGCUGCUGAUCGAAGACACACUCAGCAGCCACACUGACCUGACAGAUAAUGAGCCCAUCAUGUAUGAGGUCCAGAAGCAGUUUAUGAGACAGCUGAGCUCCAUGUCCUCAGAAGGGGAGAGCCCGGAGCGGUAUGUGUCCCGGAGACGCCUGGGCUCAGCAGAGAAGGUGGUGCAGGCGACAGAGAAGAAGGCGAAAGGGACACUGGUCCAGGAGGAGAAGGCAGAGAUGGGCGUUGUGAAGAUGAGCGUGUUCUGGGAUUACAUCAAGGCUGUGGGGCUCUGGACCGUGCUGUUCAUUUGUCUUCUGAACAUGGGUCAAAGUGCAUUCUCCAUCGGGGCUAACAUGUGGCUCAGUGCCUGGACCAACGAGGCCGAGGUGGACAGCCGCCAGAACAACACCUCCAGGAGGCUGGGAGUCUAUGCUGGCUUGGGAAUGCUGCAAGCGCUCCUCGUGAUGCUGUCGGCCUUCAUGAUGGCAAUGGGCGGUGUCCAGGCGGCUAAAUCGUUGCACGCGGCGUUGCUGCACAACAAGAUGCGCUCGCCACAGUCCUUCUUCGACACGACACCCUCGGGCCGUAUCCUCAACCGCUUCUCCAAGGACAUCUUCGUCAUCGAUGAGGUCCUGGCCCCCACCAUCCAAAGGCUGCUUGGUGCCUUCUUCAACUCUGUCUCCACCCUUGUGGUCAUCGUGACCAGCACUCCGAUCUUUGCCGUGGUCAUCUUGCCUCUGGCUGCUCUCUACAUCUCGGUGCAGCGCUUCUAUGUGGCCACCUCGAGACAACUGAAGCGGCUGGAAUCGGUCACUCGCUCACCCAUUUACUCCCAGUUUUCGGAGACGGUGACUGGUGCCAGCGUCAUCCGGGCCUAUGGCCGCAGCCAGGACUUUGUGGCUAACAAUGAUACUAAGGUGGACAUCAACCAGAGGGGCUGCUAUGCGUACAUCAUCUCCAACCGGUGGCUGGGAAUCCGAGUGGACUUCGUGGGGACCUGUGUUGUGCUCUUCGCUGCAUUGUUCGCCGUAACUGGGAGAAGCAGCCUGAGUCCCGGGCUGGUGGGCCUUUCUGUGUCCUAUGCCCUGCAGGUGACAUUUGCUCUGAACUGGAUGGUACGAAUGAUGUCAGACACGGAGUCUAAUAUUGUGGCUGUGGAGAGAGUCAAAGAGUACAGCAAGACAGAGACUGAGGCCCCUUGGGUGGUGGAGGGCAGCCGCCCUCCAAAGGGCUGGCCCCCACAGGGUAAGGUGGAGUUCCGGAACUACUCCGUGCGCUACCGGCCAGGCCUGGACCUGGUACUGAAGAACCUGAGUCUGUGCGUGCAUGGUGGCGAGAAGGUGGGAAUCGUGGGGCGCACAGGGGCCGGCAAGUCGUCCAUGACCCUCUGCCUGUUCCGCAUCCUGGAGGCAGCAGAGGGUGAAAUCCGCGUUGACGGUCUCAAUGUGGCGGACAUUGGGCUCCAUGACUUGCGUUCUCAGCUGACCAUCAUCCCUCAGGACCCCAUCCUGUUCUCGGGGACCCUGCGUAUGAACCUGGACCCCUAUGGCAAUUACUCAGAGGAAGACAUGUGGCAGGCCUUGGAGCUGUCCCACCUGCACACAUUUGUGAGCUCCCAGCCCGCAGGCCUUGACUUCCAGUGCUCUGAGGGCGGGGAGAAUCUCAGCGUUGGCCAGCGGCAACUUAUGUGCCUGGCCCGAGCCCUGCUCCGCAAGAGCCGCAUCCUAGUUUUAGACGAGGCCACGGCCGCCGUUGAUCUGGAGACUGAUGACCUCAUCCAGGCCACCAUCCGCACCCAGUUUGAGAGCUGCACAGUGCUGACCAUCGCGCACCGGCUCAACACCAUCAUGGACUACACUAGGGUCCUGGUCCUGGACAAAGGGACAAUAGCUGAAUUUGAUUCUCCAGCCAACCUCAUCGCAGCUAGAGGCAUCUUCUAUGGGAUGGCCAAAGAUGCUGGACUUGCCUAAAAUAUAUCCCCGGGAUUUCCUCCUGGCCAUCCCUGGUUUUCACCAGGAAGAGAAAUGACACCAAAUAUGUCUGCAGAAUGGACUUGAGGACAAACGUUGGGGGCAGUUGUUAGAUUUUGCCCCUGUAAAGUGCCUCAUAGUAUAACUGUGCUA